Megalobrama amblycephala (Wuchang bream) is the source of this 4076-nucleotide messenger RNA. RefSeq names its product host cell factor C2 (gene hcfc2). Lineage: Eukaryota; Metazoa; Chordata; Actinopteri; Cypriniformes; Xenocyprididae. The record is from RefSeq and is a predicted model, not a curated record. The transcript is spliced from 16 exons. Gene Ontology annotation, cellular component: histone methyltransferase complex. Gene Ontology annotation, molecular function: protein binding; transcription coactivator activity. The coding region runs from base 110 to 2368 and encodes 752 amino acids. Gene Ontology annotation, biological process: chromatin remodeling; regulation of DNA-templated transcription.
ACAAGUUUUUACGCACGGGGAAGUGCUAGGAAUUGUUUGCAUGUAGUCAGCCUUUACCAUGCGAUUGUGCAAAAUCAAACCUAUAUAAAAAAAACACCAGUAACCCAUUAUGAUUAACAAGGGUCCCCUGUGGAAAAGAGUGCGGUCUUACGCUGGACCGGUUCCGAGAGCGAGGCACGGGCACCGGGCCGUGGCCAUACGAGAGCUGGUGGUUGUGUUUGGAGGUGGAAACGAGGGAAUAGCGACCAAUCUGCAUGUUUAUAACUCGGUGACAAAGCAGUGGUUCCUACCGGCAGUGAGAGGUGAUAUCCCACCUGGUUGUGCCGCUCAUGGCUUCGCUUGUGAAGGCACACGGAUCCUGGUGUUUGGAGGGAUGGUUGAAUUUGGCCAGUACACCAAUAGUCUCUAUGAACUGCAGGCCAGUCGAUGGCUGUGGAAGAAACUGAAGCCCCGCCCACCUAAGAACGCAUCACCUCCAUGCCCACGGAUUGGUCACAGCUUCACUCUUCAUGCAAAUAAGUGCUACCUUUUGGGUGGAAUGGCCAAUGACAGCGAAGACCCAAAUGGAAAUAUACCACGGUAUUUAGAUGACUUCUAUGAGCUGGAGCUGCAGGCUCAAUCCGGGGUUAAAGGCUGGAGCAUUCCUGAAACCAAAGGUGGAGGCCCAUCAGCCAGAGAAUCCCAUAGUUCUGUGGUGUACUGUAGCAAGGGUGGCGGUUCUCCAAAGCUCUACAUAUUUGGGGGCAUGUGUGGGCACAGACUGAAUGACUUGUGGCAGCUAGACAUUGAGACUAUGACUUGGUCAUUGCCUCCAACCAGAGGACAACCGCCACUACCCAGGAGUCUGCACACCUCCAAUGUGAUUGGAAACAAGUUAUAUGUGUUUGGAGGAUGGGUUCCUGUUGGAGAGGCAGAAGAGGCACUCACUGCUGAUGGAGUCAAGUGGAUCUGCACCAGCUCUCUUUCCAUACUAAACCUUGACACACUGACAUGGCAUAACCUGACACCGGAAGAACACCAGCAGGGAUUGGAUUCAGGCGUACAGUCGGUCGAACAGGAAGAGGGCAGCACACACUGGCCGAAAGCACGAGCCGGCCACUGCGCGGUAACCGUCGGCACUCGUUUAUAUGUCUGGAGCGGCCGAGAUGGAUACAAAAAGUACAAUAACUACCAGGUCUGCUGCAAAGAUCUGUGGUACCUGGAAACAGAGAGGCCUUCCACUCCUGGUGCGGUGUUCCUUGUGAAGUCCACGAUCAGUAUGCUGCACGUCGCCUGGCGGCCCCUGCCGGCGGCUGAGUGUUACUUGCUUCAAGUGCAGCCGAUUACGUCUCCUCAUUCUUCUUCAAAUGAACCACAGUCCACACCAACUCCUCCACCAGACCCGGGAGACAGGAAGGAACAUAUACAAAAAGACCCUCAGUCAAGUGCAGAUGUCAAAGUUAAAGGAGAGAGAGAAUCUUUACCACAGGAAAGCCUUUUGAGGCCAAAAGGAACAAGUGAGGAUGGGGCAGACAUUCAACCAACAGGGGACAAAGGUAGAAAAGCCAAAACUGCUUCUGAUCAAGAAGGUGUUUCCGUGAUGCCAUCAGACAUGAAUAAGGCCGGUAAGCUGAAUAGCGCAUCUCAGUGUCAGAAUGAACGAGAAAUGUCUUCAAUACCAUCCCAACAGUCUGAGAUCACAAAGGAGUCUGUGUGGUUUGAUGUGGGUCUGUUUAAAACACUGUAUUGUGAGGUUACACACUACUUCCUGCCUUCUGAGAAUGGUGACAUGGCAUCGAUCCUGUCUGCCCGAAACUCAUCUGACAGUGAGUGGAAGCUGCCGGGUCCUCAUAGUUUUACGGGUCGCGAGAAGCAGGAAUUGGCAUCAGGAGUAACGUACAAAUUCAGGUUGGCCGGACUGAACAGCCGUGGCCUGGGCGACUUCAGUCCCGUCAGCGAGUUUAAAACCUGCCAGCCUGGAUUUCCCGGGGCGCCGUCUGCUGUGAAAAUCACCAAGGAUACUGACUCUGUGCACAUCACCUGGGAGCCUCCCACCUCUCUCUCCGGGAAGAUCCUGGAGUAUUCAAUGUACCUGGCUGUGAGGAAGAGUCGAGGGAACAGCGUGGAGCGACCCGGCGAGCUGGCCUUCAUCCGAAUCUACCGCGGUACCAAGACUUCAUGCACAGUCAGCGAAGCCCAGCUGAGCAACGCGCACAUCGACUGCUCGGCACGGCCUGCCGUCGUCUUCCGAAUCGCUGCCAAGAACGAACAGGGAUACGGUCCGGCCACUCAGAUCCGCUGGCUGCAAGAUGCGAGUAAGCUGAAAUCCUCAGUGACGCAGGCCGACUCCAGUGCUCCAGCAGCAGAGCCUGACACCACCUGCAGAUGAACUCUCACCCCCGACGGGUCGCCCAGCUGUUUGACUGACCGCCAAAGCUCUAAUUCUUCCGGACUGCAUUUCACUCUCGCUAUUUUAAUAUAGCCCAUUUGAUGACUGAAAGUGAUCUCAGUCCACCGUUUUUCGUUUACACUGUAAGAUUUAGGUUUUAGUAAAAAAUGCUCCUGCUGUUUGAAUCAGUCAGGGUCAUUAUCACUGUAAAACCAUGUACAUUUUACUUUAACACUUUUUAUACUGAGUUCAUAAAUAUAGUUUUAUUAAAUUGGUGUAGCCAGAGGCAACUUUUUUUUCUCUUCGAAUACCUAAUCUGGUUUUUGUGAGCGAAAUUUGAUCACCCCUUAUUGGAAAAUGAGAUACUUCUGCAUAUAUAUAAAAUGCAUUUAGUAUGUUUCUUAAACAGCUCUGGAGGAGGGCCUAUUUUAUUUUAUUUUUUCCAUUUUAAAAAGCCAUUCAGGUCUUACUCUUAACAGAAUUUUAUUGCAUAACAGGAGGAAACUUUUUUUCUUUCUUGCCUUAUAAAUACAGUGCAAUUUAAAGGUACACUAUGUAACUUUUGGACCUCAAAACUGCAUGCAUUUUGCAAAAGAACAUUGUUUUGGAUGUGCUUCGGCUCUGCGGAAGAAUAUGGUUAUCUUACUGCUCAUAAAACACUAGGCUUAAGAGAUAUAAUAUAACCAGUAUCUCAAGUUGACUAACUGAAGACGUUACUGUAGCUUUACCCAUUAUUAGACAAGGUACAUCCUUGAAAAUAAAUGCCAGCACAGUUCAUAAUGAAAUGAGCCUUUACAAUAGAUAAUGCUUUACAAUGAACUGUUAGAGAGCUACAUAUGGCAAUCUAUCUGUUCAAUAAAAUACCUUACCUGUUGAGUAAUAAAAACAACCAUCUCCACGUCACUUUUACAACAUUCAAAAUCCCGCAGUUCCCGCCAUUUCCGAAAAGCCACGCCAAUGUUUUAUUAUGAGAUCUGUUGCGUUCUUUUUUUUGCCAGCAGACUCUUCUCUGUUCUGCGUUUUUUUGUUUUUUUAAACAGGUGAUUCCCCAGAGGGGAACAACCAUACAUGCAUCAAAAUAGCUGAAGAAACUUUUCUCUAUUUACAGAUAUGACGAGACGCGCACGAGAGAGUGACAUAUGUAUGCAAUUUCCCAUGAAAACCAUCCCAAAUGGUCUAAAAUAUAAACUUGAUAGGCUUACCAUAGUAAAUCAGGGUAGGAUGUAUUGAUCGACUCGUUUAAAUUUUGAACAAAAAAGUAAUACUGUACCUUUAAAUAGAAUAAUCCAGGUAAUGAUCAAGUUUUGUUACCAUUUCAAAAACAGGUACUAGGACAUGUCAAUCCUACAUUUGCCAAAAAAGCAAUUUGGGUAUAUAAAUAUUCAGUGCAUUAUUGAAUUAGAGAAGUAGAUGUAUUACUAUAUAUAUGUACCAAGUGCAAUUAGUAUAAUCAGUCUACUUGGGGAUUUUUAAUAUCCAAUUGAUACAGUUGCUUAUGCAGGUUAUAUCUGUAUUAAUGUUCCAUUAGCAUUUCAAUAACCUAGAAAACUACAAGAGUAUUAAUGACACAGACAGUGCCAUUUCAAACUGAGCUCUUAAAAACAUUGCCUUCAUUUACAGACAUGUACAUAUUCACUUCCUAUUUGUGCUACUCAUGAACAACUAGUGCCUUUUCUUGAUGGCAAAAUAAAGAUCCGACAAACUAUUU